UCCCUCUUCAACCUUCUGCUUUCUGGAGGGGCACCUUCAACCAGCUCCGCGGUGCACUGGCAACGGCUUCCUCAGCUUUACGGGUGGAAAUAACACUUCCUCACAGACACAAUGUCGUUUCUGACCGUCAGCAGGCUAGCGCCUAAACUCCUCAAUUCAAAGAAUGCCACUUGCUUCUUUGUCGCUGCCAGAAAUGCCAGCGCCUCAACAACAAACUUGAAGGAUGUCCUGGCAGACCUCAUUCCCAAAGAACAGAGCAGGAUCAAGAAUUUUAAACAACAGUACGGCAAAACCAACAUAGGGCAGAUUACUGUGGAUAUGGUUUAUGGCGGUAUGAGGGGCAUGAAGGGUCUGGUGUAUGAAACCUCUGUGUUGGAUCCUGAAGAGGGCAUUCGCUUCAGGGGCUACAGCAUUCCAGAGUGUCAGAAGCUGCUCCCCAAAGCCCCGGGAGGCGAGGAGCCGCUGCCCGAGGGCCUCUUCUGGCUGCUGGUCACAGGACAGGUCCCCACCGAGGAGCAGGUGAACUGGGUGUCCAAAGAGUGGGCGAAAAGAGCAGCUCUCCCCUCCCACGUUGUCACCAUGCUGGACAAUUUCCCCACAAACCUGCACCCCAUGUCUCAGUUCAGUGCUGCGAUCACAGCCCUGAACAGCGAGAGCAGCUUCGCCCGGGCGUACUCUGAAGGAGUCCACAAGACCAAGUACUGGGAGUUCGUCUACGAGGACUCCAUGGACUUGAUUGCCAAACUGCCCUGCAUCGCUGCAAAGAUCUACCGCAACCUGUACCGCGAAGGCAGCAGCAUCGGAGCCAUCGACUCCAACCUGGAUUGGUCGCACAACUUCACCAACAUGCUGGGCUACAGCGACGCUCAGUUCACCGAGCUGAUGAGGCUCUACCUCACCAUUCACAGCGACCAUGAAGGAGGCAACGUCAGCGCUCACACCAGCCACCUCGUGGGCAGCGCCCUGUCCGACCCCUACCUGUCCUUCAGCGCUGCCAUGAACGGGCUGGCUGGGCCUCUGCACGGCCUGGCCAAUCAGGAGGUGCUGGUGUGGCUGACGGCUCUGCAGAAGGAGCUGGGAGGAGAAGUGUCUGAUGAGAGGAUGAGGGAUUACAUCUGGAACACUCUCAAGUCUGGACGGGUGGUUCCCGGCUACGGCCACGCCGUUCUGAGGAAGACCGACCCGCGCUACACCUGCCAGCGAGAGUUUGCCCUGAAGCAUCUGCCCAACGACCCCAUGUUCAAGCUGGUGGCUCAGCUCUACAAGAUCGUCCCCAACGUGCUCCUGGAGCAGGGCAAGGCCAAGAACCCCUGGCCCAACGUGGACGCGCACAGCGGCGUGCUGCUGCAGUAUUACGGCAUGACCGAGAUGAACUACUACACGGUGCUGUUCGGCGUGUCCCGCGCUCUCGGCGUUCUGGCCCAGCUGGUGUGGAGCCGAGCCCUCGGCUUCCCGCUGGAGCGCCCCAAGUCCAUGAGCACGGAUGGACUGAUGACUUUGGUCGGAGCAAAGUCGGGCUGAAGGCGCCGCCUGUGAAAGAAGCUGGGCAUCUUCUCCACAUGGUUGUGGUUAUUUUGAUCGUAGAGGAGUAUAUGAAGGUAUGUGAUAACUGGGAGGAUUCGUUGAAAAGCAAACAGGAGAUGGGGGCUGGAUGCGUCAAAAGGGCAAGAAAAGCUUGCGGAGCAACUAUUGAAAAACCUAACAAAAAAUGAAAAAUAAAGGUUUUUAAUAACA
Molecule: messenger RNA, 1734 nt
Organism: Salarias fasciatus (jewelled blenny)
Lineage: Eukaryota; Metazoa; Chordata; Actinopteri; Blenniiformes; Blenniidae
Gene: cs
Product: citrate synthase
Exons: 12
Coding region: 112-1521 (469 amino acids)
Biological process (GO): tricarboxylic acid cycle; carbohydrate metabolic process; citrate metabolic process
Cellular component (GO): mitochondrial matrix
Source: RefSeq, a predicted model, not a curated record